AUGAAAUUCAUAUACGUUCUCAGUGGAUGGGAGAGCUCAGCUCAUGAUUCAAAAGUAUUAUAUGAUGCUUUGACGAAAUUUUAUCCAGCUGAUUAUGGAUUUGCCAACAGACGCAAAUUUUUAGCUCCUUUUCGAGGUACUAAAUACCAUCUUCAAGACUUUACUGGCCAAGGUUGUGAUCUCGAAACUCCACAUGAAUUGUUCAAUCAUCGUCAUGCCUCCUUGAGAAACGUGAUUGAGAGAAUAUUUGGAAUAUUCAAAUCACGAUUUCUAAUAUUUAAAUCUGCUCCUCCAUUUUCUUUCAAGACACAAACAGAAUUGGUACUGGCUUUUGUAGCUUUACAUAAUUUUCUUCGCAAGCAUUGUCGCUCAGAUGAGUUUCCUGUUGAAGUUCCCAAUCAAGCUACCACUGAAGAAAAUAUGGAAGGCAACAAUGCAAGAGAUGAUUCUGAAAAUGUUGAAGAAAUUUUGGAGACACAGGAUCAAGAAAGAGAAAGUGCUAAUAUCUGGAGAGAAGCAAUGGCUGAAAAAAUGUGGAAAGAUGCAACUAUUUAG
Brassica oleracea var. oleracea is the source of this 555-nucleotide messenger RNA. RefSeq lists its product as uncharacterized. The coding region runs from base 1 to 555 and encodes 184 amino acids. NCBI's taxonomy places the organism in Eukaryota, Viridiplantae, Streptophyta, Magnoliopsida, Brassicales, Brassicaceae. The transcript has 2 exons. The record is from RefSeq and is a predicted model, not a curated record.